This is a messenger RNA of Brassica napus (rape), 620 nucleotides long. RefSeq lists its product as uncharacterized. The record is from RefSeq and is a predicted model, not a curated record. NCBI's taxonomy places the organism in Eukaryota, Viridiplantae, Streptophyta, Magnoliopsida, Brassicales, Brassicaceae. The coding region runs from base 90 to 485 and encodes 131 amino acids. The transcript has a single exon.
CAUUUGACUCCAAAACACCAUCCACAAUCGACUUCCCUCUCUGAUAAAAAAAACUCCAAGACCACAAAAACAAGUCAGUCACAGCUACAAUGUCAAUCUCAAGCCUCUCUCUCUGCUUAAUCUUUCUCACCACCCCACUUGUUCUCUCCUCUCGCACCCCCAAAAUAGCUGUAGCAGCAUCACCUGCAACAGAGAAGAAUCUUCAGAAAACACAUGUUCAUCCUCCUGCACUGCCUGUUUCUGAUUCAUCAUCUUCCAUGGCCAAGAUUGAUGCUGAGCCAGCACCGAACACGGCUAUAGCCGGUUUCUUCAGGCAUAUAAUCCCAUUCCAAGGCUGGCCUUUCCACAAGUAUGUUCCUUUCCCAAUGGACAAGCCAGCAAACCCUUCUGUUACUACAACACCGGCUACUGGAGCUGAGGAAGACGAAUCUCAGAAGGUGCCUUCUUCUCCAAGCAACGGAAACAGAGAUGGUGGCAACGCUUGAAGACAUUUUAUUAUGUUAAAAAAAUGCUAUGUGACAGUUUAUUAUGUUAAAUAAAAGAUGUACCAUGUACUAUAAAUGCUAUGUGACAUUUUAUUUUUACAUGGAUUAAUCAAAUGAAUACACUUUUAAAUCUUA